AUGGUCAGCUCCUGUUGUGGCUCCGUCUGCUCUGACCAGGGCUGUGGCUCCAGCUGCUGCCAGCCUUGCUGCCGCCCCACCUGCUGCCAGACCACCUGCUGCAGGACCACCUGCUGCCGGCCCACCUGCUGUGUGUCCAGCUGCUGCCGCCCCUCCUGCUGUGGCUCCAGCUGCUGUGGCUCCAGCUGCUGCAGGCCCAGCUGCUGCCGCCCCUCCUGCUGUGGUUCCAGCUGCUGUGGCUCCAGCUGCUGCAGGCCCAACUGCUGCAUCUCUAGCUGCUGCCGCCCCUCUUGCUGCCAGACCACCUGCUGCCGCCCCAGCUGCUGUGGCUCCAGCUGCUGCCGCCCCUCCUGCUGCAUUUCUAGCUGCUGCCGCCCCUCUUGCUGUGGUUCCAACUGCUGUGGCUCCAGCUGCUGUGGCUCCAGCUGCUGCCGCCCCUCCUGCUGCCCCUCCUGCUGCCUGCGCCCAGUCUGUGGCCGGGUCUCCUGCCACACCACUUGCUAUCGCCCCACCUGUUGGAACCCCAAUCCUUCCUCUGACACCAUGGUCAGCUCCUGUUGUGGCUCUGUCUGCUCUGACCAGGGCUGUGGCUCCCGCUGCUGUGGCUCCAGCUGCUGCCAGCCUUGCUGCCGCCCCACCUGCUGCCAGACCACCUGCUGCAGGACCACCUGCUGCCGGCCCACCUGCUGUGUGUCCAGCUGCUGCCGCCCCUCCUGCUGUGGCUCCAGCUGCUGUGGCUCCAGCUGCUGCCGCCCCUCCUGCUGUGUGUCCAGCUGCUGCCGCCCCUCCUGCUGCCAGACCACCUGCUGCUGCCCCAGCUGCUGUGGCUCCAGCUGCUGCCGCCCCUCCUGCUGCAUUUCUAGCUGCUGCCGCCCCUCUUGCUGUGGUUCCAACUGCUGUGGCUCCAGCUGCUGUGGCUCCAGCUGCUGCCGCCCCUCCUGCUGCCCCUCCUGCUGCCUGCGCCCAGUCUGUGGCCGGGUCUCCUGCCACACCACUUGCUAUCGCCCCACCUGUGUCAUCUCCACCUGCCCCCGCCCCAUGUGCUGUGCCUCCUCUUGCUGCUGA
Lynx canadensis (Canada lynx) is the source of this 1065-nucleotide messenger RNA. Its product is annotated as keratin-associated protein 4-12-like. NCBI's taxonomy places the organism in Eukaryota, Metazoa, Chordata, Mammalia, Carnivora, Felidae. The transcript is spliced from 2 exons. The record is from RefSeq and is a predicted model, not a curated record. The coding region runs from base 1 to 1065 and encodes 354 amino acids. Gene Ontology annotation, cellular component: keratin filament.